Messenger RNA from Blepharisma stoltei, 7167 nucleotides. The record is from the annotation of a GenBank genome assembly. Lineage: Eukaryota; Ciliophora; Heterotrichea; Heterotrichida; Blepharismidae.
AUGGAACAACGCACCCUAAGAAUUGCUUCUCGGCAAAGUCAACUAGCCUUAGUGCAGACACGCUAUAUACAAUCUCUAAUUGGCGGUGAAAUAGUAGGAAUAACUUCAGAAGGAGAUGUAGAAUUGUGGCAGCCUCUAUAUACCAUGCCUGGUGUUGGAGUGUUUGUGAAACAACUAGAAGUAGAAAUUGUGAGUAGGAGAGCUGAUUUAGCCGUUCAUAGCUUAAAAGAUAUGCCGACUCAGCAGCCGCCUGAACUAUAUCUUGCUGCAGUUCCUAGAUUUACAACGCCUCGAGGAGAUGUCGCGAUACUAAAGCCUGGCUUUACAUCAUUAGAAGACCUGCCAGAAGGCAGCAUAGUUGGGACUUCUUCAUUAACUUCCCCCCUUUAGAUUGGAAAAAGAAAUCCUGUUCCAGUUUAAAGGGGUAAUUUUUUUAAAAUAAAAUUAUAUUUCUAUAAAAAUUUUUAAAUUUUAAAGUCUUAAAAAAAUAUAAUGUGUUGGAAAAAUUUCUUAACGGUCAUGAUCGAAUCAAAUGAUACCAUAAAUUUUAAAAAGAAAUAUUAUGUGUUUUAGCGUAGUUUUCUCAUAAUUCUUAAAAAAUUGAGGUUCGCUUUAUCAUGGUUCCCGAUAGCCUGAGAUAGAGUAAUCUACUUUAUGCUUAGCUUUGAUAGCUCAUAUUUUAAUUAAUAGAAAAUAUUCACGCAUAGUCAUUAUUUUAGCAUGUCAAAAUUAUAAUAUGACUUAAAUUCUGAUAUGUACACAAAAAUAUGAUUUUGGACUUUUAAAUUUUUAAAGAAAUAUGGGAAAAUAAAAAUUGCGAAAAUUUAAUAAAGAUGGAUCUGCUUCUUUGAGAUGUGCUCGAAUCCAAUGUGCGGUAAUUGAAGAUCCUUUAAUUCUGAGUUUAAAUUUAAAUUUUUAAAAAAAAACGUAUGAUUAGCAAAAAAGUUCUUACUCCCCCCCCCCCCCCUCCGUGAGCGAACAAAACCAUUAGAAAAAUCGCCAUUUUUUGACCAAAAACCCACCCUCCGUGAGUGAACAAAAAUUUUUUUAAUAGAAAAAAUUUUAAUGGAAAAAAAUUUUGAUAUAUAAGUGAUAAUUAGUAUAAUGAAAUCUAGAGCUAAUUCUGUUUAAUUUUAAACAAAUUGCGUUUUAAAAACAUAAAUUUUGCAAAUUAAAUUAAUAUUUGCUUCCCAAUUUUUGCAAAUUAGGAUUUUUUUAAAUUUCGAAAAAAAUAUUUUUUAUAAAAUUUAUAUAUAAAUUUUUUUAAAAAAAAAAAAUUAACCCCCCUCCGUGAGCGAACAAAAUUUUUUUGUUCGCUCACGGAGGGGGGGGGGGAGUUAAUGUUUUAAUUUUUAAGUAUAUAUAGGCAAAAAUCAAGAUGGUGGAAAAUUUAAUAAAGAUGGAAUUCAUUCUUUUGGAUGUGCUUGAGUCCAAUGUGCGGAAAAUGGAGAUCCUUUAAUUAUAAGUUUAAAUUUAAUUUUUUAAAAAAAUCGUAUGAUUAGCAAAAAAGAUCUUAAUGUUUUAAUUUUUAAGUAUAUAUAGGUAAAAACCAAGAUUGCGGAAAUUUUAAUUAAAAAGGAAAUCAUUUUUUUGAGAUGCGCUCGAGUCCAAUGUGCGGAAAAUGGAGAUCCUUUAAUUAUAAGUUUAAGUUUAAUUUUUAAAAAAAUUCGUAUGAUUAGCAAAAAAAGAUCUUAAUGUUUUAAUUUUUAAAUAUAUGAAGGCAAAAUCAAGAUGGUGGAAAAUUUAAUAAAGAUGGAACUGCUUCUUUGAGAUGUGCUCGAGUCCAAUGUGCGAAAAAUGAAGAUCCUUUAAUUAUAAAUUUAAAUAUAAUUUUUAAAAAAAAAUCGUAUGAUUAGCAAAAAAGUUCUUACUCCCCCCCCCCCUCCGUGAGCGAACAAAACCAUUAGAAAAAUCGCCAUUUUUUGACCAAAACCCACCCUCCGUGAGUGAACAAAAAUUUUUUAAUAGAGAAAAAAUUUUAAUGGAAAAAAAUUUUGAUAUAUAAAUGAUAAUUAGUAUAAUGAAAUCUAGAGCUAAUUCUGUUUAAUUUUAAACAAAUUGCGUUUUAAAACAUAAAUUUUGCAAAUUAAAUUAAUAUUUGCUUCCCAAUUUUUGCAAAUUAGGAUUUUUUUAAAUUCGAAAAAAAAUAUUUUUUAUAAAAUUUAUAUAUAAAUUUUUUUUUAAAAAAAAAAAUUAUUAACCCCCCCUCCGUGAGCGAACAAAAUUUUUUUGUUCGCUCACGGAGGGGGGGGGGGGGAGUUAAUGUUUUAAUUUUUAGAUAUAUGGAGGCAAAAAAUCAAGAUGGUGGAAAAUUAAAAUAAAGAUGGAACUCAUUCUUUGAGAUAUGCUCGAGUCCAAUGUGCGGAAAAUCAAGAUCUUUAAAUAGUAAGCUUAAAUUUAAUUUUUUAAAAAAAUCGUAUGAUUAGCAAAAAAGAUCUUAAUGUUUUAAUUUUUAAAUAUAUAUAGGUAAAAAUCAAGAUGGCAGAAAAUUUUUUUUAAAAAUGGCACUCAUUCUUUGAGAUGUGCUCGAGUCCAAUGUGCGAAAAUAAAGAUCCUUGAACUAUAAGAUUGAAUUUAAUUUUUAAAAAAAAUCGUAUGAUUAGGCAAAAAGUUCUUACUCCCCCCCCCCCUCCGUGAGCGAACAAAACCAUUAGAAAAAUCGCCAUUUUUUGACCAAAAACCCACCCCCUCCGUGAGUGAACAAAAAUUUUUUUAAUAGAAAAAAUUUUAAUGGAAAAAAAAUUUUGAUAUAUAAGUGAUAAUUAGUAUAAUGAAAUCUAGAGCUAAUUCUGUUUAAUUUUAAACAAAUUGCGUUUUAAAACAUAAAUUUUGCAAAUUAAAUUAAUAUUUGCUUCCCAAUUUUUGCAAAUUAGGAUUUUUUUUAAAUUUCGAAAAAAAUAUUUUUUAUAAAAUUUAUAUAUAAAUUUUUUUUAAAAAAAAAAAUUAACCCCCCUCCGUGAGCGAACAAAAUUUUUUUGUUCGCUCACGGAAGGGGGGGGGAGUUUAAUGUUUUAAAUUUUUACCAACAUAUGCAAAAAUCAAGAUGGCGAAAAAAAUUAAUAAAGAUGGAACUGCAUCUUUGCGAUGUGCUCGAGUCCAAUGUGCGGAAAAUGAAGAUCCUUGAACUAUAAGUUUAAUUUUAACUUUUUAGAAAAAUCGUAUGAUUAGGCAAAAAGUUCUUAAUGUUUAAUUUUUUUAAAUACACAUGGUCCAGCACAAAUAGGACCUCGGGACCCCCACCCCAUAUACAUAGCUUUAUGUAGAAUAUUUAAUGGUUUAAGCCCAAGUGAAAGAACUAAAGUUUUAUACUCUAAGAUAUAGCUCAUACCCCUUUAUAGAUUCCUUUAUCGAGCAAAGUGUACUUGACUAUUGAAAGACUAAAACAGACUCUCUCAAAGAGAUGAACUCAAUCUCUAUAUCAGAAAGUUCUAAAAAGUGGCAUGCCAAAAAAAUAGUGGCAAGUAUGAAAAAAGUUGACUUAAGAUAAUUAAUCAUUCAUCUCUUUCGUUAAAUUGAUUUAAUAAAAUAAUAUCUACAUGUAGAUUUGACUAUGGAUUAUCUUUGGAUUUACAUAAGUCAAAAUUCUACUGGAGUUUUUGAUUGAUAUGCUUACUGGAGUUAUAGCACUUGGAGAUCUAUUCAACCGUUUACUAAAGAAGCUCCUCCUUUGCAUUCUCAAUUUAAAAGUUCAGGUGCAAUUUCUUCCAUACUGGACUCCAUCUUUAUAAUCGCUUAAAUUGAAACAAAAUUCAGUUUUAUAAUAAAAAAAUUUUAUAGAUAAAAAUUAUAAUUUUUAUGUAAAAAGUUUCGGUAUAAGUUAAAUGUUUCUUAUUAACUAAAAUUGAAAAUUUAGUUAUAUCUUGCUUUUUUUAAAGAAAAGAGCAUAAAGAGCAUCUUAUUUAAAUAUAUUUAUUAUCUUUAAUUGCUAUAUUUUUAAAAAAAUUUUUCAACAAAAAUAUAAUUUAUUGCAUUUAUUUCUUAUCAUGCAUAUGAUGUCAUUUCAAUUUAUUAUGUGGAAACCAAAUAUACGUUUCCAAAAAGCAGAUUUUAGUGCGCCAAAUUAAUAAUUUAAAUUUCAUAUGAAAAUAGUGCGUAUAACUGCCAUAAGAAAUUAAGCCAAGGGAUUAUAUUUUUUAUUUAAAUAAUUUUGAUAAAAAUUUAAUGCGAAUUCUUUACAAAAAUUGAAAAUUUACUUUAUUUCUUCUUUAUUUUAGCAAAAGAGUAUAAAUAGCCACUUAAUUAAACAAAAUUAACACUUUGAUCGAUAAAUUUUCUAGAAAUUUAUUAAUCUAAUUCGACACAUUUUUUAAUUUUUUUUAUAAGAAUUUUAUAUUGAAUUUUUUAUAUAAACAAUUUUCUUAACCCUUCUUUUAAAUUGGAAAAAAUAUUUGGUUCCAAUUUAAAGGGAGGGAGUUAAAUCAAAAUCCUACUGGAGUUUUUGCACGAUAUGCUUACUGGAGUUAUAACGCUUGGAAAUCUAUACAACCGUUUUACUCGGGAAGUUCCCCGUUUGCAUUUUCACUUUUGACAAUUUCUUUCAUAAUGGACUCCAUCUUUAUAAUCACUUAAGUCAGGAUCCUACUAGAGUUUUUGAUUGAUAUGCUUACUGGAGUUAUAGCACUUGAAGAUCUAUACAACCGUUUACUCGGGAAGUUCCCCAUUUGCAUUUUUAAACUCAUUUCUAUAAAUUUAUCUCAAGCACUUUUUACAUAAACAAAUAAUCAAAAAUAUUAAAUCUUUUAAAAUUUAUAUGUAGCAUUUAUUAUUCUAAUUAUCAUUAAUUAAGGCCUGAAAAAUAAGAUUUUUAGUUAUUAAUCAAUUCCAGUCUAAUUGGGUAUGCUAAGUUUUAAAUUAUUUUAUUAAUAAAGCCAUUUUAAAAAUUUGCGUGUUUGCUUACCAACUUUUUUCAUACUUGCCACUAUUUUUUGGCAUGCCCACUUUUUUAGAACUUUCUGAUAUAGAGAUUGAGUUCAUCUCUUUGAGAGAGUCUGUUUUGGUCUUUCAAUAGUCAAGUACACUUUGCUCGAUAAAGGAAUCUAUACAGGGGUAUGAGCUAUAUAGAGGUUUCCUCUAUAUAGCGCUAAAAGCGCAGACAUUUUCCCAGGAGCUUUCCAAGUUCGUCGGACCAAAUCGCUUUUUUGGUCCGACCAAGGCAUUGAUUUGGUGCAACCUACCGAUAAAUUCCGAUCAGAAUUUAUCGGCCUUACAGCGCCAAACAUAGGAAACUUCUAUAUCUUAGAGUAUAAAACUUUAGUUCCUUCAUUUGGGCUUAAACCAUGAAAUAUUCUACAUAAAGCUAUGUAGGUGGGGGUGGGGGUGGGGGUGGGGGUGGGGUGGGGGUGGGGGUGGGGGUGGGGGUGGGGGUGGGGGUGGGGGUGGGGGUGGGGGUGGUGGGGGGUGGGGUGGGGUGGGGGUGGGGGUGGGGUGGGGGUGGGGGUGGGGGUGGGGGUGGGGGUGGGGGUGGGGGUGGGGGUGGGGGUGGGGUGGGGUGGGGGGUGGGGGUGGGGUGGGGGGGUGGGGGUGGGGGUGGGGGUGGGGGUGGGGGGGGGUGGGGGGGGGGGGGGGGGGUGGGGGUCCCGAGGUCCUAUUUGUGCUUGAGCAUACACAUAUAAAAUUCAAGAUGGCGAAAGUAAUAAUUUUGACAUGUUAAAAUAAUGACUAUGUGUAAAUAUUUUCUACUAAUUAAAAUAUGAGUUAUCAAGAGGCUACAUAAAAAGGUUACCCUAUUUCAGGCUAUCGUGAACCAUGAUAAAGCGAACUUCUAUUUUAUAAGAAUAAUGAUAAACUACGCUAAAACACAUAACAUUUCUUUUUAAAAUUUAUGGUAUCAUUCAAUCCGAUCAUCAUCGUUAAGAAAUUUUUCCAACGCAUUAUAUUAAUUAAGUACAAUAAUUUGAUUUUUAAUUAAUUUUUAUGAGAAAUUAAAUUAAAAUAAUAAUCGAUUCAGUAUAACUCCAUUUUAUUUUUUUUUAAAUUUUUUUUUUUAUAAUUUUUUAAGAAAUAUAGAUUGAGCAGAAUAGUUUGAAAUUUUAAUUUAUUAUUAUUUUGAAGAAUGAUAUAAAAAAUUAAUUGAUUCAAUUUUAAAAUGGUUUAAAUGACAUUCUAUUUGCAUUUUAUCAUUAAAUUAGUUUUUCGUCAUUAAUUUUUUUUAAAAAACAUUUUUUAAAUUUUUAAAAAAUAUCUGCACUUUGAACUUUAAUUUAUUUUUAUGAAGAAAUUAAAUAAAAAAAUUAAUUGAUUCAGUUUAGAACUGUUGUUGAAAUAGCAUUCUACUUCAUUUUGUCUAUUAAACUAUGCUAAUAAAAGAUAUUUUAAAAUUUAAAUUUUUUAAAAAAUAUAAAUUGAGUGAAAUACUAUUAAUUUUAAUUGACUUUUAUGAAGAAUUAAAACAAAAUCGAUUUAGUGUGAGAACUGUUUAAAUAGCAUUCUACUUGCAUUUUGUCUAUUAAAUUAGGUCAAAAUUUAUUUUAUAAAAAAUUUGCAAUUUAAUUGGUAGAAUUUUCCUAUUGAAAAACAGAUUUUGUUUCAACAUAAAGUGGGGUUAAAAUGCCAAAAAAAAAUGAAACUUCAUCGAUGUGUUGCUCCAAUCUAAAAGGAGGAAUAAGAAGAAUUGCAGCCUUAAGGCAUCAGUACAGGCACAAAAACUUCACAUAUUCUGAUAUUAGAGGAAAUCUCAAUACAAGAAUAGCAAAAUUAAACAAAGGGGAUUACGACUGUAUUAUUUUGGCUGAAGCAGGUCUGCAGAGGCUUGGUUGGGACGAUUUAAAUAUUUUUAGGCUUCCAGAAGAUGUAUUUUUGCACGCACCAGCACAAGCAGCACUUGGAAUUGAGUGUAGGUCAGAUGAUGAAGAAUUAAUAGACUAUUUAAAAAGAAUCGAGGAUAGAGAAACAAGACUAAGAGUUGACGCUGAAAGAGAGUUCAUGAAAGACUUGGAAGGAGGGUGCAAACUUCCAAUUGGAGUUUUUACAGAAAUUAUUGGUGAUGAGCUAAGACUUAUAGGACAAGUCUGGCAUCCAAUUGAGAAUUUCACAAUAAGAGAAGGUAACUUUUAAUUAGAAAUUAAAGGCCCACUUUCUCAAGCAAGGGAAUUAGGCAGAGCGCUGUCUGAGAUCAUGAAGGAGAAAGGGGGUGUCGAUCUCUUACAAUCAAUUAGAUUAGCAGUUUAA